CCGAGAACUAAGACGUAUGGCUGGCAGUGCCCAAAAUGUGGAGGGAGAAGCUGUAGUAGUAUGAGAGGGCAGAGGGUUCCCUGUGUGUGGGAGGGAGCUGUCACACAGAUGGGUCCAGCUUGUGUUUCUACAUGUAUUUCGGUGGGAGUGGAGGGGCACUGCAUGUACGGUCCUGUGCCUGCUCCUAUGAGGGGGUGGCAUUAAACCCUAAACAUACAAGCUUCCCCCUUUGUAAUUUGACUCUACGAAUAAGGUUCAGCGAAACCAGGUAAUCAGUAACCAGACUGGAUCAUCCGAUGAGACAGGAGGUGGUGUGAUUCUGCUUCUCCACACCCAAAACCAGGCUGCGAGCUGCAAACUUACAUCGAUUGUUCCUGUUCAGGGUGGCACCAUGAUCCGAAGUGUCGCCGUUCUGCUUUGGACUGGCUGUUUGCUGCUCGGUCCGGUCCGGACUGUGGCGGACGAAAGCGAUUACGGAGAAGAAAUGGUUCUCACGCUCGCCCUGGAGGAAGAUGCCCACGUUGAAACAGAGAAGAAAACAACUCCUGGGGUUUUCCUAUGGAGCAAUAAGGAAGCCUGGAGACUGUCCGGCCAGUAUGUGGUGGUCUUAAAAGAAAAUGCCCACAAAUCCCAGACAGAGAGAGUGAUCCGUAGGCUGCAGACCAGGGCGGCGAAGCAUGGCUACUUGACGACAAUUGUCUAUAUUUUCCACGAGCUAUUUCAAGGGUUUGUGGUAAGAAUGAGCAGUGAUCUACUGGAGAUGGCCCUGAAGCUCCCACAUGUAAAUUACAUUGAAGAGGAUUCCUAUGUAUUUGGCCAGAGUGUGCCAUGGAACCUUGACAGAAUUGUUCCUGCUCCACAUGUCGCCAACCACUUCAACCCACCAAAUACAGGGGAGUCAGUGGAAGUAUAUCUUUUAGACACCAGCAUACAGAGCAACCAUAGAGAAAUUGAAGGAAAGGUUCUUGUUACAGAAUUCGAGAAUGUACCCGAUGAAGAUGGGACCAGAUUCUAUCGGCAGGCCAGUAAAUGUGAGAGCCAUGGGACCCACUUGGCUGGUGUGUUGAAUGGAAGAGAUGCUGGCGUUGCUAAAGGUGUAAAUCUGCGCAGCUUACGAGUAUUGAACUGUCAGGGUAAAGGGACAGUGAGUGGAAGUCUAUUGGGUCUGGAGUAUAUCAAGAAAACACUGACUGAGCAGCCAUACAGCCCCCUGAUUAUUCUUAUUCCCUUUGUCGGAGGGUUCAGUCAAACGCUUAAUAUGGCCAGUCGUACGCUUAUUAAAUCUGGGGUAAUAAUUAUUGCCGCUGCUGGGAAUUACAAGGAUGAUGCUUGUCUGUAUUCACCAGCCUCAGAACCAGAGGUUAUUACAGUUGGAGCCACCAAUUAUGAAGACCAACCAGUGACAAUGGGGGCACUUGGCACUAACUUUGGCAAUUGUGUUGAUAUGUUUGCCCCCGGAGAUGAUAUCAUUGGUGCAUCCAGUGACUGCAGUACUUGCUUUACAUCUAAGAGCGGAACAUCUCAAGCAGCCGCCCAUGUGGCAGGUAUUGCAGCAAUGAUACUCAAUGGCAAGCCAGACCUAACAUUGACAGAACUGAGGCAGAGGCUUAUUCACUUUUCUACCAAGAACGCCAUCAAUGAAGCCUGGUUUCCUGACGAUCAGCGGCUGAUCACUCCUAACAGAGUGGCUGGAUUACCUGUAAAACUCAAUAAUGAUGAGCAGCUUUUAUGUCGAACAGUUUGGUCAAAACCCUCAGGCUUUGCUCGUACAGCAAAAACAUCAGUGCAGUGCACCGGAAAUGAGGAAAUGUUCAGCUGCUCCAGUUUUUCUAGAAAUGGUAAAAGAAAAGGGGAACAGGUGGAGGAUAAAGAUGGAAAGAAAAUCUGCACUGCACACAAUGCCUUUGGUGGAGAUGGAGUGUAUGCAAUUGCUAGAUGUUGUGUUUGGCCAAAAGCAAGCUGCAGUGUUAAUGCAAGUAUCUCCGACGAUGCAAGCACAGUGUCCGUUGCCAGCUGCUCACAGGAUGACCAUGUUCUGACAGGUUGUAGCUCCCAUUCCUUAAGUGGCCAUUUCAGUGAUCAUGUGAGGCCGGUACACAGCUCCGGGGACAGAGAUCCUGUAUGCAUCGGGAAAAGUGAGGUCACUUCUCAUGCCUUGUGCUGUCAUACUCCAAGCAUUUCCUGCAAAGUUAAGGAACACUCUCCUGUAGGCUUCACGGAUAAGGUGACAGUGUCAUGUGAUGAUGGCUGGACCCUGACUGGUUGUAAUGCGUAUUCCCGUGGAUCUAACACUCUGGGGGCUUAUUCGAUUGAUAACACUUGUGUUGUAUUAAAUCCAAAAGGUGGUAAAGGGGCUGCGGCCAUCGCCAUUUGUUGCAAGAAUGGGAAUACAGAUGACAGUCAAAAUUCUAAUUAUAGGUGAAAGCGCGUCAUGUCUAGCAUGUAGACAGAAUUUUGUAUACAACAUCUUGUGUAUUUUUUUUUAUACUAACACUAUUUCAUAUUAUCAGAGUCCACUUUAUUUCAAUGAUCCCUCUAACUGGAGUGAAACUACAACCCUAAGCUGCCCUAGAAUGCCAGGAAUUGUAGUCUUCCAACAGUUAGAAAGUCACAGUGUGGGCUUAUAUUAUGAUUAUUUUUUAUUAAACAUUAAUGUAGGUAGUGACCAUUUCUUUUAAUGUUUGCAAACUUUGCCCAUAGGGGUGAGAUAUCAUAAGUAAUUGUAAAAGAGUGGCAUCAGCCACAGCAUCACUUAGUCUUCAUUAUUUUAGAUGUUUCACGAUGCACACAACAGUACAGAAUCUAUUAUAUGCACAAUUUUGCAGGCAAAUGGCAAUUUUUGUAAUAGUGUGAAUGUUUCCUCUUAAAUUUAUCAAUCUCCUAAUUUGUAAAGACCCAUCUAAUCUGCAGGACACUUCUUGCCAAACUCAUGAUCCCGGCUGCUUUAGCACAGGGUGAAGGAUGGCACUUCUGUAACUUCUAUGUACUUGAUGCAGAGAAAGCAAGAUAACUUACUCCACAUGCAAUCUGCUUUAAUUGUCUACAGAAGCGUGUCUAUCGUGAAAUCUUUUAACAUCUUUAUUAUAAUUCCGUUUUCUACGUUCUAUAUUUAUUUGCAGUACAUUUGUACAAUAUUACCAUUUCCAAUAAAAAAAUAAAUGCAAACUGUGUGGAUAUAGUGCAAAGUAUAUACGGCCAUGGACCAGUUGUGGAUACUAAAACUUGUCAAGUACAAUAUUACUUAAAGUGGUACUCCAGCAUUUGCAUUUGGGGUCAGCAUUCUCCUUCCAUGCUGUGAGAGCACCAGAGAUACACAAGUACAGCGCUCACCCCUGCACACCAUGCAAGCAUUCUCUAUAGGAGUGCUGGAGAUAUACUAGCGCUGUAUUAAUGUUUUUCCUGCGCUCCCAUA
Hyla sarda is the source of this 3412-nucleotide messenger RNA. RefSeq names its product proprotein convertase subtilisin/kexin type 9 (gene PCSK9). Lineage: Eukaryota; Metazoa; Chordata; Amphibia; Anura; Hylidae. The record is from RefSeq and is a predicted model, not a curated record. Gene Ontology annotation, biological process: proteolysis. Gene Ontology annotation, molecular function: serine-type endopeptidase activity. The transcript has 13 exons. Bases 392 to 2422 code for a protein of 676 amino acids.